AUGGGACAAAACUUAGUUGUUCUCCAACUUAAUACAGAGACAAGUGACAGCAUUGUUUAUGGAGGUUACAAACCACUUUCAGAAUUAAGAAUUGAACAAAGAACAGAAAUUUCCUCUAUGCUUGAAGAACUUGGAAAAACUAAUAGCUUUAUUAAAAAGAUUCAAAUUAAAGAUUGGAAACCAAACACUCUUAAAAACAUUGUUAAUGAGCUCAAUGAAAAUAAAAUACUUAUAAGAAAUCAAAAUCAACUUACUCUUCUUGAUAACUUGAUUAACAAAAUCUCAAAUGCAUGCCAAUUUUACAAUCUCAUUGAUAAAUAUGAUUCCGUAAUUGUUAAAGCAAUGAAAGAAGGAAAAUGGCUUCUUCUUGAUGGUAUUGAAGCUUGUCCAAGUGUUAUUCUUGAUCGAAUAAUUUCAUUGUUUAGCUCUACACCGAAAUUGGAUUUAUACGAAAAAGGAACAGAUAAUGAAAUUAUUGCAAAACAAAACUUCAGAGUUUUCAUGACUUACAAUCCUUAUGAAGCAACAACGAGACAAAGAAUAUCUCCAAGUUUGUUGAAUAGAUGUUUUGUUUAUACACUUGAUCCUAUUGAUCAAGAUUUCAAUGACUCUUUCAAUACAAUAUUUGGAAUCCUUUCUCAAGUGAAAAAUCUUGGAUUCACAAGUACUAGCGAUUUUCAAAAAAUCGUUGUAAGAUUCGUGAAUGUUCAUCUUAAAAUGAAAUCUGAAAAUAAUUCAAACAUUGAUGCAAGAACAUUAGUUCGACUAGCUCAAUCAUUAGCUAUUUCUGCUCCUUUAAACAGAACAAAAGUUGAAUCAAUUCUGUAUUCAAACUAUUCAGACACUCUAGAAAUGGAUGACCAACAAAAAACAAAAAUUUGGAAUUAUUUUAGUGAAAAAAUUGAUGAAAACAAACUCAAAAGAAUUAAGAACUCUGUUGUAUCACAUAGUACUGAAUUGGAUAGUUUAAGAAAUUCUUUAGCUGAAUUAAAGCGAAGUAAUAAGUUUUCCAUCAAAAUCUUUAUUCAAACAUUCCUAAGACUUCCAUUUGAAAAUUAUGAAAGUUUUCAAAACGCUCUCACAUUCGAUAAUCAAUACUGUGAUGUGUUCAAACUUAUUUCUGAUUUCAUCAAAGAAUCAGAGAAACUAAUUCAAAAUGACAGAAAAUUUGAUGGCAAAUCAUUAGGUAAAAUACAAAAAGGUGAAUUUCCAAUAUUCGAUGACUUCCUUCUUCGAAUCAAUUUCUAUCUUUUUAUUACAGACAAAUAUCAAGUAGACGCUAUUGAGUAUACAGCAAAUGAUUUAAUGUUAUUGCAUCAAAUAGAUAAAGCAAAAAGUCUCAAUGAUGCAUUGUUUUAUUUGCUAUCAUUGAGAAAAUUCAUUCCAAAUAUUUUAUUGCAUCCAAUCUCAUGA
Molecule: messenger RNA, 1413 nt
Organism: Trichomonas vaginalis G3
Lineage: Eukaryota; Parabasalia; Trichomonadida; Trichomonadidae
Product: nuclear chaperone required for maturation and nuclear export of pre-60s ribosome subunits
Exons: 1
Coding region: 1-1413 (470 amino acids)
Biological process (GO): rRNA processing; ribosomal large subunit assembly
Cellular component (GO): preribosome, large subunit precursor
Molecular function (GO): ATP hydrolysis activity; ATP binding
Source: RefSeq, a predicted model, not a curated record